This is a messenger RNA of Gambusia affinis (western mosquitofish), 1666 nucleotides long. It is a transcript of the gene gyg1b, whose product is annotated as glycogenin 1b. Gene Ontology annotation, cellular component: cytoplasm. NCBI's taxonomy places the organism in Eukaryota, Metazoa, Chordata, Actinopteri, Cyprinodontiformes, Poeciliidae. The coding region runs from base 156 to 1169 and encodes 337 amino acids. Gene Ontology annotation, molecular function: glycosyltransferase activity. The record is from RefSeq and is a predicted model, not a curated record. The transcript is spliced from 8 exons.
GCAGGUGGGUGUGCGGACACAGCACCACGUGACUUGGCUGUCUCCAUGGUAUAAAUUCACCUCUGUCUGUUUAGUCAGCCCUUCUCUUUCCACACAGAGCAGUGGUCUUUGCGUCUGAGCUACCCCAGCUGUAGCUUCGACUACCCCUCUCAGCCAUGGCAGAUCAGGCUUUUGUGACACUGGCUACCAACGACAGCUAUGCUCGAGGUGCCAUGGUUCUGGGAAAGUCUCUUCGCAGCCACAACACAUCCAAGAAAUUGGUUGUACUUGUUGGCCCACAGGUGUCUAACCCUUGCCAGUCUGUGCUGAAGAACAUCUUUGACGAGGUGAAGGUUGUGGAUGUGUUGGACAGCGGUGACACAGCUCACUUGGCUAUGAUGAAGAGGCCUGACCUGGGUGUCACGUUCACAAAGCUCCACUGCUGGACCCUCACGCACUACUCCAAAUGUGUUUUCAUGGAUGCGGACACUCUGGUGCUCUCAAACAUAGAUGAGCUCUUUGAAAGAGAGGAAUUGUCAGCUGCUCCAGAUCCUGGCUGGCCUGACUGCUUCAACUCUGGUGUGUUUGUUUUCCGGCCCUCUGUAGAGACUCAUGGCAAACUGCUUCAGUAUUGCACAGAACAUGGCAGCUUUGAUGGAGGAGACCAAGGUGUUUUGAAUGGUUUCUUCAGUGACUGGGCAACAGCUGACAUCUCAAAGCAUCUCCCCUUCAUUUACAACCUCAGCAGCAUAGCCAUCUACACUUACCUCCCAGCAUUUAAGCAGUAUGGGGGAAAUGCCAAGGUGGUCCACUUUCUUGGAAAGACCAAACCAUGGAGUUAUACUUUUGACCGCAAAACCAGACAGAUUUCAGGAGGUGUGCAGGAGCCUGCAAUGCAUCCCAGCUUCCUCCUGAAUUGGUGGACUCUUUAUGCCAGCACAGUGGUUCCAAUGCUGCAGGAACAUUAUGGCGACAAGCCGUUUCACUCUGGAUGUGUGGAGUGCAAGCACAGUGACUUGGUCACUUGUGAGACUGUACAGGGGGAAGGUGGUUCCUCACAUGCACAGGCUUUCCAACCCAUACCAACUUCAGAAGAACGUAAGGAGCAGUGGGAACAAGGCCAAGCAGACUACAUGGGAAUGGACUCAUUUGAUAACAUAAAGAGGAAGCUUGACACUUUUCUCAAAUGAAUAGUGAAAUGAAAAAAAAGUAUCUGCAGUCUGAACAAAUUGUCACUGUCUCUAAAACUCUGUAAAUGGGUUUCAGUCAAACUUUUUUUCCUUCACCAGCACUGUCACCAAUGUCCAAAGAAGAUUAAUCUCUAAGGAAAGUCACUAACUGGUUUAAAAAUCAAUUUGCCCUGUUACACUGUGAAAACACAUGACAAGUUUACAAUGGCAUGUACUCAAGGUAGUCUCUUAGAAUUCUUGUCAGUGCUGUUUUGUUUUUUUUAAUGCAGAUGUUAAAUAUCACUUUUUUAACUUUCAAGUCAACAUUAUUUCUGUGCUAGAGUUGGCUUUUUUUCUAGGAUGUUUACAAUGCUUAAAGGCAACUUCAGACUUGGUCACCUUGCUAGCUACAUUCUUUUGUCUGAUUGGAUUGAGCUCUAACAAGUUCUACUUGACGACCAGCAUCAUUGCUGCAUGCAACUGUAUUUCCUCAAACAAUAAAAGCAAUGGUCUGUUUC